Messenger RNA from Rosa rugosa (rugosa rose), 2078 nucleotides. RefSeq names its product phosphoinositide phospholipase C 2-like. Gene Ontology annotation, biological process: phosphatidylinositol-mediated signaling; lipid metabolic process. Bases 148 to 1812 code for a protein of 554 amino acids. The record is from RefSeq and is a predicted model, not a curated record. Lineage: Eukaryota; Viridiplantae; Streptophyta; Magnoliopsida; Rosales; Rosaceae. Gene Ontology annotation, molecular function: phosphatidylinositol-4,5-bisphosphate phospholipase C activity. The transcript has 9 exons.
UUAUCAAUUGUUGAUGUGUAUUUAGAUUCCUCUUUAGACAUAUAAUGUAUGUGGAUGAUUUCUGAAAGCAAAGACUAUGUUCUUCGUUUCUCUGUUUAUAUAAAGAGUAUCUAGAGAAACUAUUGCUAACACAAACUAUUGGCAAAGAUGUCCACCAAUAAGCAGUCUUUCAAGGUCUGCUUCUGUUUCAGAAGAAUAUUUAGGCUCAAGGUGGCAGAGCCUCCGGAAGAUAUCAAGAAAAUGUUUGAUAUGUAUGCCGAAAAUGGUACCAUCUCCCUCGAUGACCUUCACAGCUUUCUGAUUGAGUUUCAAGGAGAAGGUGAGGCCACCAAAGAAGAUGCUCAGGCCAUUUUCAACAGUCUCAAACAUCUCAACAUUUUUCAAAGAAAAGGCCUCCAUCUUGAUGCCUUCUUUCGAUAUCUCUUUGGUGAUCUUAACCCUCCAAUCUCUUCAAAGGUGCAUCAUGACAUGAAAGCUCCAUUGGCUCAUUAUUUCCUAUACACCGGCCAUAACUCAUACCUGACGGGAAAUCAACUCAGCAGUGACAGUAGUGUCUUCCCAAUCAUCCAGGCACUCCAACGAGGCGUUCGAGUUAUUGAAUUAGAUUUGUGGCCUAAUUCUAAAAAGAAUGGCGUCGAGGUUCGUCAUGGAGGGACUUUGACUAGUUCGGUUGAUCUCAUCAAAUGCUUGCGUGCUAUUAAGGACAAUGCUUUUACUGCUUCUGAAUAUCCUGUUGUUAUAACAUUUGAAGACCACUUAACUUCAGAUCUUCAAGCUAAAGUAGCCAAGAUGGUGACUGAAACAUUUGGAGAUAUGCUCUACGUCCCUAACUCGGAAUUUUUAAUGGAAUUCCCUUCACCUGAAAUAUUAAAGAGAAAGGUUUUGAUUUCAACCAAGCCGCCAGAGUAUCAUGAAACUCAGAGGUCUGGAGCCACUGAUAAGGAUAGUGACCAAGAUGAUCCAGAAGAAGAUGAGGAGAAUGCUACUCUACAAUAUAAGCAGUUAAUUGCAAUCCAUGCUGGAAAACCGAAAGGGGGGUCAGCAGGGGGGUUCGAUAUGUGGCAUAUUGAUCCCAUGAAAGUCAGACGUCUUAGCUUGAGCGAGCAACAACUCGAACGUGCAUCAAGAACUCGUGGAACAGAUAUUGUUAGGUUUACACAAAGAAAUAUGUUAAGGAUAUAUCCCAAGGGUACACGUUUGGACUCAUCAAAUUAUGACCCUAUGCUUGGAUGGAGCCAUGGAGCUCAGAUGGUCGCAUUCAAUAUGCAAGGACAUGGAAAGCACCUUCAUAUUAUGGAAGGAAUGUUCAGAGCUAAUGGAGGUUGUGGUUAUGUGAAAAAACCUGAUUUUUUACUUACCAGCGGUCCAGAUAAUGAGGUUUUCAAUCCUGAAAAAUCGUACCGAGUUAGGCAAAUCUUUAAGGUAAAAGUUUACAUGGGCGAAGGAUGGCAUUCAGAUUUCCACCGCACACACUUUGAUCUUUAUUCUCCACCGGACUUUUUCGUGAGGGUUGGAAUUGCUGGAGUCCCAAAGGACACAAUAAUGUUGGAGACCAAGCCGAUCGAGGACGAAUGGAUUCCAGUGUGGAAUGAGGAGUUCAGCUUCCCAUUGAGUGUUCCAGAACUAGCUGUGCUUAGAGUUGAAGUUAAAGAGUAUGACAAUUCCGGAAAUCAUGACUUUGGUGGCCAAACAUGUCUGCCAAUAUCAGAGCUCAGAACUGGGUUCAGAGCAGUUCCUCUGCAUAGUAAAAGAGGGGUAAGGUAUAAAUCUGUGAAGCUGCUUAUGAAAUUUGAGUUUGAAAGUCCUGAGUGAAGUAUAUGGUAUCUCAUUCUCUGCUUCUACUGUAAUCUAUUUACAUGUGAAAACUAAAUGAACUACAGCACAUUGUGUUUCCAUUAUCAAAACCUGGAAUACUAUUAAGGCAAGUAAUUGAAGGUCUGCUACAAAUUUUCUGGCAUUAAAAUAUGAAAGUUCUCCAUGUGUAGAAUUUGUUGUUUAUAUUAAACCACCACCAUGGGACUUCUGAAUUCAGGCUAGUUGACUUGAAAAAGAAAAAAGGAAAAGCUUGUGCUAAAAAU